AUAAAAGAUAUUUCCUCCCCAUUGCGAACCUUUCACGCCAGAGCCACAGGCCACGCGUUUCCGUGGCGGAGUGAACAUUGAGCCUGAACAUGGCGACCGCGCUCAAGGACCGGACGCUUCGAGACGACGAGUCGGACAAGGACUCGACCGAGGAAGAGCUUGAGCGGCUCGUGUUUGGCGACAGCGCAGGAUUCCGUGAAAACGUACGGUCCUUCAAGGAUGCGGCCGCCCAAGGGAAGAGCAAGGAGCUCGUGGUUGCGGAGCACAGCGAGGAGGAGGACGGCGCCACGGGCCUUGAAGGACUCGCGGACGAGGAUCUUUUCUUCCUCGACGACACGCCCGGAGAUGCGCCCGUGGUGACUUCGUCCGCCGGCCAGGACGGAGGCGAGAGCAGCGACGACGGCGCCGCGUGGACGGACAGCGAUGACGAGCGCGUGACGGUGUCGCUGGCCUCGAGAACGCAACUGCGCAAACUGCGCCAGACCGCGGCGGACGACGUCAUCACCGGCAAGGAAUACUCGAGACGACUGCGGAAGCAUUUUCGGCUGCUGAAUCCAGUGCCCGAGUGGGUGCAUGCGGCCAGCGGCGCGGGCAAGGCGCGCAAGAAGAGAAGGACAAGCACGGGAUCAGAGACCACGGAGAGCUCGGACGACGAAAUGGACGUGGACGAGGAGGACGAGGGCAAUCUCUCUGCGCAGCCGUUGGCGAGACUCCUGCAAGACGUCGACGCUCUGACCAGAACGUCUCAGCAGAACGGAGCGGGCAAGAAGCGAAAGUUGCGGCCGGAAAUGAUUGACAUACAGCGCAUGAAGGACAUUGUAUCCAGCGGUCCGUCUUCCGUCACCUGCCUCCAGGUGCAUCCUUCUCUCCCUCUGAUCAUCUCGUCCGGCCCGUCGAAGACCAUCUCGAUCCACAGCCUGCAGCCGCAGCCGCCGGAUCCCAACCCGCUCCUCACGACGCUGCACAUCAAGCGGACACCGCUGCACACGACGCUGUUCCACCCGUCCAGAACGGACGCACGCAUCUUCUUCUCGGGCCGCAGGCGCUACUUCCACGUCUGGAACCUGUCGUCCGGCCACGUGCAAAAGGUGACGCGGGUGUACGGGCAUGCAGACGAGCAGAAGAGCAUGGAGCGCUUCAAGCUGUCUCCCGACGGCGCCUACCUCGCCCUGCUGGGCACCGCCCGCAAAGGCGGCGGCGUCCUCAACAUCCUCGACGCAAACACCCUGCAGUGGGUUGCCCAGGCGCGCGUCGAGAGCCUCGGCGGCAUCGCUGACUUUGCGUGGUGGCGCGACGGUAAGGGCCUCUGCAUCGCCGGCAAGAACGGCGAGAUCACAGAGUGGCUGCUCAGCGAGCGCGUCGCCGUCGCGCGCUGGAAGGACGAGGGCGCCGUUGGCACCACGACGCUCGCGCUCGGCGGCGACUCCGGCAGGAAACAUCUUGGCGGCGACCGCUGGGUGUCCGUCGGGUCCUCGUCCGGCAUAGUCAACAUAUACGACCGCCGGGCCUGGACGCCGGCCGCUCCCGCCGCCGCCGCCGUCGACGACGACAACAGCGGCGUGCCCAAGAACCCGAAGCCGGCGCGGGUGCUGGACCAGCUUGUCACGCCGAUCAGCCAUCUUCACUUCAGCCCAGACGGCCAGGUCAUGUGCAUGGCGAGCAGGUGGAAGUCGGACGCGCUGAGGCUGGUGCACCUGCCCAGCUGCACCGUGUACAAGAACUGGCCGACCGGCAAGACGCCGCUGGGACGCGUCAGCGCCGUAGCGUUCGGCACAGACGUCGAGGGUGGGCUGUGCCUGAUCGUAGGGAACGAGCAAGGCGCCCUGAGAGGCUGGGAGAUACGGGGAUAAAAUUUCAACACCAGUCGGCGAAGCCUAGAGCGUGGAAAACAGCAUGCCGUAAACGGCUCACUCUCAUAUCUUCAUCACCUUAUUUUUUUUUUUUUUUUU
Verruconis gallopava is the source of this 1949-nucleotide messenger RNA. RefSeq lists its product as uncharacterized. Gene Ontology annotation, biological process: rRNA processing. The transcript has 2 exons. Gene Ontology annotation, molecular function: protein binding. Lineage: Eukaryota; Fungi; Ascomycota; Dothideomycetes; Venturiales; Sympoventuriaceae. The record is from RefSeq and is a predicted model, not a curated record. The coding region runs from base 90 to 1850 and encodes 586 amino acids. Gene Ontology annotation, cellular component: small-subunit processome; Pwp2p-containing subcomplex of 90S preribosome.